AUGUUUACAAAGGCCAUCAUCACCGCUGCCGUUGCUGGCCUCACCACCUUGGGCGCUCACGCGGAACCUCUCACAACAGACCAGGAUCGGGCCCUGAAGACCCUCAACGACGCCCGCAUCGUUGCUGGCGUCCACGUGCUUGACUGGAACACAACCCUCCAGAAGGACGCCACUGCCUGGGCCAGGAAGAUUGCCGCCGCUGGCUACCUCGAGCGCGCUCCCGCCUCGCUGCGCAACGGCGCCGGGGAGGUUGUGGCUUUCUUCCAGGCCCUCGACGCCGAGGAUUCUGCCCUUGGAUACCCGCUCUCUGAGGCUGCCAAGCUUUGGCUGAACUCUGGUAAUAUGGCCAGGGCUGGAACUGUUACCCGCCAGGAGGCGCUCAGCAAGACUGAGCAUCUCUUAUCCCUCACGGCUACCGACAUCGGCUGUGGCACCGCCCACGGCACCCUCAGCAACGGUGCCGAGGACCCUCUUCGCGUCUACGCUGUGUGCCGCAUCUUCGAGGACGUCUCUGAGAACAUUAAGCUCUCAGCUCGCCAGAACCUCGACCCCGGCCCUUUCUGGGGCGACCUCACCUUCUUCAACCCUGGUCUUGGCGCCUGUGGUAGAGUCGACAGCGAUGGCUCCAUGAUCGUCGCCCUUUCUCACCUCAAGAUGGGUUCUCAGUCCAAUAGCAAUCCCCUCUGCGGCCGUCAGGUUCGUAUCAGGGGCCCCAGGGGGGAAGCCAUAGUCACUGUCGCCGACAAGUGCAUGGGGUGCUCGAUCCAUGACAUUGACGUCAGCCCUGCCGUCUUUGAGAAGAUUGCUGGCAGCCAGGGCCUUGGUCGGGUCGGCAACAUUGAGUGGUCUCUCAUUUGA
Messenger RNA from Colletotrichum graminicola M1.001, 858 nucleotides. Its product is annotated as SCP-like extracellular protein. Lineage: Eukaryota; Fungi; Ascomycota; Sordariomycetes; Glomerellales; Glomerellaceae. Bases 1 to 858 code for a protein of 285 amino acids. The transcript is spliced from 3 exons. The record is from RefSeq and is a predicted model, not a curated record.